Plenodomus lingam JN3 is the source of this 1425-nucleotide messenger RNA. RefSeq lists its product as uncharacterized. The record is from RefSeq and is a predicted model, not a curated record. NCBI's taxonomy places the organism in Eukaryota, Fungi, Ascomycota, Dothideomycetes, Pleosporales, Leptosphaeriaceae.
AUGAACCACCUUAUUUCCGAGGUUGGCGCUGUGCAGCAAUCACAAUGUCCGGUCCAUAUUUCCAAGCGACGCAAAAGGCGGCAUGUUGACCCCGAGACGCGCCACACAUCUCCGUCCUAUUCGGCUCCAUCGAAUUUAUCAAACCCAACGUCACAAUUGUCGGUCGCGCCCACACGGUUAUCAAAACACGUUACGGAAGCGCUUAACAAUACAAAUCAGUUCGUGUCAGACGAGCGCGCAUUGUUAAUACAGCAUUGGCUUAAGACGUGCCGAGUUGAUCUGAUGGCACCACCAACACCACGAAGCGCAUCUGUGUCAUCCAGUCGUGGAAGACGCUCCUCUAAGCAUUCUACACGUGCAUCCCGGACGCCCAGUCCUAGCAAGCGAAUAUCGCCGCAAACGUACCGUACACAGAACAUGUCUUACGCUGGAGUCCUGAUCGACGACCUGGAUCAACUUCCUCAGGAGAUCGAACGCAGAAUGCAGCAUAUACUGGAAGCUGAAUCCUUAGAGGACGUGAUCGGUAUAACAGAUCACGAGUCGCAGCAUGCGACCCAUGUGAGAAGGUUUCUGGAUCAGUCGCGUUAUAACGCAAGAAGUUGUUCGCUCGAGGGGGACUGGAAAGCUAGUUUGUUCAGUCUUCUGGGAGAUUUAGCGCAAGGAAACUUCCAAUGCCAUACAUCAGAGAAGCUCUGGAACACCGACCUCAAGCCCUCGCCGCCUGGCUUGGCCCAGCUCGACGAUGAAAGUGGCGCGUCAACACCGCGCUUUCCACAGCCGCAAUCCAUGCUCCCCGACUUCGAUUCACAAUCAGGUUCUGGUUUCCCAGGGCCGGUGCCUUCUCUGCGACCAUACACACCUUCUAUCACUUAUACUACCAACAGCGAAGCAGCCGACCCAUUCUACAUAUCGACACCAAAGCCAGACAUUGUGAUAGGACUUGAAGACAGGGCUUUUGCGCGAACGCAUCGAGUUCGGCUAGCCAAACACCAAAGCUCUGGAUCGAUUCUGAGCGACCCACAUACGGCUGCCAUGGGCUUGCGUUUUCCCUUUCUAAUUGUAGAGACGAAGGGCCUGAGCCUAAAUGGGGGUCUAGUGGCUGCGCAGAAUCAAGCUGCUAUUGGUGCGGCUUGUAUGCUAAAGAUACUGGAAGAUCUUGAGAAUCAGGCUGUAUUGCCUACGGCACCCGCAUCUCUAGCAGAAGCCCCACUCUGUUUCUCCAUUACGACCGAAGGUCCAGUGCAUGAGUUGUGGGUGCAUUUUAAGCUUGGGGACGCGACUCAUAUGCACAAUAUCAGGACGUGGCGCAUGACACACGAACGUCACGUGCGGGAGCUAGUGUGUUGCCUCGCUCGAAUCUUGAAGUGGGCGAAAGACGACUUCAUGGAGAAGAUACGGGAGAAGCUAGAUGCGCUACCGGGAUAA